Stereum hirsutum FP-91666 SS1 is the source of this 429-nucleotide messenger RNA. RefSeq lists its product as uncharacterized. The transcript is spliced from 3 exons. The record is from RefSeq and is a predicted model, not a curated record. Lineage: Eukaryota; Fungi; Basidiomycota; Agaricomycetes; Russulales; Stereaceae. The coding region runs from base 1 to 429 and encodes 142 amino acids.
AUGUGCCCCAACCUCAACUGGAUCGUCCUCACGUUCUACGGCUCACCCACUCCCCACCCCGCCUCCCGAAAUACACAUGGCUCCCCUCUCAGUUUCGCCCGGCAGAAGAACUCGACGCCGACAUUCGACGAGGAGAUGCUCAUAUCUACCUGGCCCAGCCUCCGUGAACUCUCGCUUCAUGGCUAUCUGCCUCAGCUUGUCGCCGAAGAGCCGUUUCAAUCUCUUUGGCUUCCGAUGUUGAGGGAUUCGGAGGCAACAGUCCUGGCGAAGGAAUAUCCCGCGAUGGAGGGCUUAAAUCUCGAGCGGUCUACGGCGUUCACGCCUAGGAAAGACGUCGCUUUGAAGGACAUCGCUCUCGGUGUGGAUGAGAAUACGUCGUUGGGGCCGUGGGAUGGCCCGUGGAGUGUUGAUGCUGUGGAAGGGAGAUGA